UAAAGAUAUUUUAUCUCGCUGGACUUACCCUAUAGUACCUGAUAGUAAUUUACAAGAAGGCGAUAGUUAUGAGUAUAUGCGUGGACAAAUUUAUAAAGAACAAGAUGUAUCAUUAUCGAGGUCCUGCGUCUUGGGUGAAAAGGUUUUAAUUGGUGCCGCUACCGAGAUUGCGGAAAAUGUUAAGAUAACUAACUCGGUUAUAGGUCGAAGAGUCAGUAUAGGACCAAAUGUUAAAAUAGAUGGAGCAUACAUCUGGGAUGGUGUAACCAUCAACGCAAAUUGUUCAAUAUC
Messenger RNA from Funneliformis geosporum, 291 nucleotides. NCBI's taxonomy places the organism in Eukaryota, Fungi, Glomeromycota, Glomeromycetes, Glomerales, Glomeraceae. The record is from the annotation of a GenBank genome assembly.